AUAAAUGUCUGCCAAAUUGGUUUGUCAAGAAAUAUCUAGAACCAACUAAAUGUGCUGUUCCCCAUCAAAAAACCUGGUAUGGGAAAUGACCUGUGGCCUCAUAAUCAGCUAAAUGAUGUGAAGCACCAGAAUACUCCUUUAGAUUGGAUGCAUGCACAUCAUAUUCUCAUUUUAAAGAAUUCUCAAGCACAAAAUGCUUUCUAAAUUAGCAUGUUUUUUCAGUACAGAUCAGCCCAUCUGUAGUUUUUAGUGAAAUUCAUUCACGUCAAAAAUUUGUUUUGGCUUUACCUUAUGGUGCAGCUCACAACAGCAGAUGGACUCCAGGCCGAACGUUUUUUCUUUGCCGUAAUGUAAUUGGGACCGUUUAGCCUUUUAGGCUUUCAGGCUGUUGUUGGAUCCUUGAAUAAAUGAGGCCCACACAGAAUGUUUUGGAUUAAACAUGAUGUUUUAAUUACAAGAUAAUAUUCUCAACUUUUGCAUCCUGUUGUAAUUCAGACUUUCUUUGUGGCGCAUUCAGGCACACACACGCACACACACAGAGAAAACAAAGCUGUCUUGCCAGAUAUGAAUAUUGAUGUCUGUUCCAGACUGUCUGAAAAUUUGGAUGCUGUUUGAUCACAACUGAAUAUAAUUGAUCAACAAGUUUUCGAGCAACAUUGCUUUGCUGGAAAUUUUAAAAUUUCUUUCGCUGAUUACUGCUACUUUGGCUGAAUUUGGAGGAAGGAUUUGUAAGAUGUUGACAGCAUGGUUCUAACAGAAUGAAAGGUAUUGCUUCUUAAACAGGAUAAUGUGUCGCUACUUGGAAAAAAUAGUAUUUACUGUCACUUAUUAUGUUUUAGUUCCAGACUAAAGGCUGUUUUUUAACAACAGAUGUGUUGUCACUAAAAAUUUGCCAAGUCCUUUGUGCUAAAGAGAUCCAUCUGUGUAUCCUCAGGUUCCCUUUCCUCUCUAACGGGAUGCAGUUGUUUGGUGAUUAAGGUCUAUUAUUUGGGGAACAACUUCCAUUUUCGAAUUUUGUCUUUUUCCUCCUCAAAGGCACGCCGGACGCAGAUCAGGGGUAAAAAAAACAAAAACAUAAUCCCCAAACAGUUUUCCUGCUCUAAAGGAGGACAUGAAUGGUGAGGACCAUUCUGAAGACAACCUGCAGGGUGAUAAUGGUGGUCUUCUAUCUGCAGGCGCCAGCGCAAAAGCAUAUGUUGACUUUCUCCACAGUUUGAACACUGUAAUUGACAAAAGUAGUGAGUACCUGACGCAGACAGCAACAGAGAAAGCAUGUUUAAGCAGCGGACAAAUAACAGGGUUUGUCAUAGUUUGUAUAUGCUGAAACAUACAGCGUGACAGGCAGAAGCAUGCUGCCACUUAAGAGUCAGAUUUUAAACUUUGAUGAAGCUGCAUCAUUUUAUUUGAGACGAAGCAAAUCCCCAAUUACAGCGUCUAGUCUGCUUGUUAAAUAUUCUGUAGCAUAACUCCCACCACCCUCUCCAUCACCUCCACUCCACAACAGUAAACCACAAGCCAAGUUUUGCGUGGCAGUGCUAAUGAUAAGGCAUGUCACAGUAAGGGAAAACAUGGUUGUUAAAAAGCAGAUGUCUGUGCCAGUUCACAGAUGGGAUUGAUAUUCACAUGGCCGGAGGUGAUUCGUUAUAGUACAGGUUCUACAUGUAAGCGGAAAAAUGUAUGCGUUCUAAUGAGACUUGGUGGCGGGGGCGGCAGCUGUAUAGAGGGGGUGGGAUAGUAUUUACUCUACCAACGACAUACUCCACUCAGACUGAGAAAGACAGCCGAUGUGAGCAAGGGAGGAGGCAUCGGCUCUGAUCAACUAACCGGUAGGUAUACUGUACAUACUGUACCUUUGGAAAGUGGAGCAGAGAGAAUUAGAUCUGUCUUAUAUUACUGAACCAGCAUAAUUCAGAGUUAGCUGCCAACAUUUCAUCUUAUCAGUGUAUGAAAGAUUUGAGUUAUUAGCAUCCUACAUUGAACUUCAUAUCAACUUUUAGUGACAUGUUUUUCUUCCUGGCUUCUCCGUCAGUGAUCAUGCAGACAGUGGCACUCCUCCUCAUAAUGGGACUGGUGGAUUUGAGCACCAGCCAGCAUUACAGCCAGUUCCAGUGGUUGUCCCAUCUGCGAGGGCGGCGGAGGCAUGUCGGCUGGCAGGCUGAGGCCGUGGACUGCCCUCUGGAGUGCGACUGCCCUUCAGCCUACCCCACAGCAAUGUACUGUCACAGCCGCAACCUUCAGCACAUCCCCUACGUCCCCUCACAUAUUAAGUACGUCUACCUGCAGCGGAACCAGAUCACAGGCAUUCAGGACGGGGUGUUUGACAACGCUACUAACUUGAUCUGGAUUGUACUGUUUCACAACCAGCUCAACUCGGACAAGAUCGGCAAGAACGUAUUCAGCAAGCUCAAGAACCUGGACCAGCUCUUCUUGGAUCACAAUGAGCUUACACGUGUUCCUCCCAACUUGCCAAAGUCCAUCACGAACCUGCGGCUCGGCCACAAUAAGAUCUCAAAACUCCUCUCCAGCUCUUUGGAGGGGAUGUCCAACCUCACCACCCUCCAGCUCCAAGCAAAUGUCAUAGAGGACGUUGGAGGUGUGUUCAACGGACUGAAGUCUCUGACCCUGCUGGACAUGAGGAAAAACAGGCUGAGAAAAAUCCCUAACAGCCUUCCUGAGAGGCUGCAGCAGCUCUACUUGGAGUUUAAUAGCAUAGAGAGUGUGCCGACGGGCUUUCUAACCAUGUACCCCAAACUGCAGUUUGUCCGGUUGGCUCAUAACAAGCUGACAGACAAAGGACUUCCCCCCAAUGUCUUUAAUAUCAGCACGCUGGUUGAGCUUGACCUUUCUUUCAAUAAACUGGAGAAAAUCCCUGUUGUCAGUAGGGACCUGGAGAACCUUUAUUUACAAGCCAAUAAGAUCAAAGAGUUCUCCUUGAGCAGCUUCUGCAGCACAAUCGACAUGACGAACUUCUCCAAGCUAAGAAUGCUGCGUUUGGACGCCAAUGAGAUCAGAGCCAAAGACAUUCCUGCUGAAGCUGCCUACUGUUUGCGACAUGUGGCCUUUAUUGAUGUGUAGCGCUUCCUGAUAUGUCUGGCUGAUUUGUCUCCACUCAUGCAGAGCUUUGCUCCAUCUGCAACACCUCCGACCCGUUAUUAAAGCUGCUAUUAUUAUUGCAAAUGAUUAAACAGUUCCAAUAUUAGUCAACAGGAAAUACCACUGUUGUAUAAUCAUGUAUCCAGAUGACAAACAUAUGGAUAAGGCCGAUGAGAAAAGGCCUAAUGACUAACGUGUUUUCAGCAAAUUGAUUUGAUUAACAGGUAUUCUAGCAAAUCUAAUAGUCUUAAAUAUACUUAAGUUGGAGCGGAUGACAACCUAAGACAACUGAGUUAGUAUAUUAGUGCCAAUCAUCAGCGUGAGACCCAAUUUGGAACUUUGCCUCCACCAUGUGGCACGAGGUGACAAAACAGUGGAGCAGCAGUGAUUUCAUUAACUUCUGGCAACACAAGUGAUGUGUGUUCAGUCAUAAAUUUACUGCCGGCUGGUUUGAAUAAAUAUCUAUAGAAUACUUUUACUUUAAAGAUUGCUCAUAAAUUUGCCAUCACCAUUGCAACGUUUUAAAGUGUUUGUCAUUAUGAUGGAGGAGAAACACGUAUUCCUCCUCAAAUAAGCCUCUGAAUUAUGCAAGGAAAAUCAUAUAUUGGAUUCAAGACUGAUAUAACUGCACCUAACCUAAUUUCAGUAGCGGUGUUUGGGGCAAGAGACUACAGGUGCAUGAAUUAAUCACCAUGAAACUUCCCCAGUUCAUUGCUUGCAUUUAAACAGUUAUUUUUAUGUAUUAUAUGUUUAAAUUUACAUUUUAUGUUUAAAUAUGCAAAUGAGGCAUUAUUUUAUUGAACAAUCACUGACUUGUGUACAUGUCCAGAACAGAAAUAUGAACUAAACAACAACUAAAUGUG
Molecule: messenger RNA, 3956 nt
Organism: Chelmon rostratus (copperband butterflyfish)
Lineage: Eukaryota; Metazoa; Chordata; Actinopteri; Chaetodontiformes; Chaetodontidae
Gene: fmodb
Product: fibromodulin b
Exons: 2
Coding region: 2002-3075 (357 amino acids)
Molecular function (GO): protein binding
Source: RefSeq, a predicted model, not a curated record